This is a messenger RNA of Chroicocephalus ridibundus (black-headed gull), 828 nucleotides long. RefSeq names its product nuclear receptor subfamily 0 group B member 2-like. The transcript is spliced from 2 exons. The coding region runs from base 1 to 828 and encodes 275 amino acids. Gene Ontology annotation, cellular component: nucleus; cytoplasm. Gene Ontology annotation, biological process: negative regulation of transcription by RNA polymerase II. Gene Ontology annotation, molecular function: transcription factor binding; transcription corepressor activity. Lineage: Eukaryota; Metazoa; Chordata; Aves; Charadriiformes; Laridae. The record is from RefSeq and is a predicted model, not a curated record.
AUGGCUACCGAGAUCCCAGAUGAGAAAUCUGGGAAAUGUCAGUGUGAGACACGCCACGCUAAGAGCAUCCUGUACCAGAUCCUUAACAGAGAGGAUGGAAGUCAGGCCAAGUGGCACCAGCAGUACUGCGGUCCCCAUCGCUCCAUGGGAAGCAAGGGCUGCUCUUGUGUCCACAGGAGAAGAGUUGCCCUGAAAACACCAGAAGCGACGUGCAGAAGAGCCUCUGAAGUCCUCUUGAAGACUUCAACUUUUAUUAGAAACUUGCCUUCUUUUUACCACUUGCCUUGGGAGGAUCAGCUCGUCCUCAUACAGCAGAACUGGGUCCCUCUUUUUGUCCUGGGCAUGGCACAAGAAGGGGUGGAUUUUGACCUGAGAGAGAUUUCAGCCCCUAGUUUAUUGAAGAAAAUCCUCCUCAACCAGUCUCUGACAGCUAGCAAUGAAUUGGGCAGCUCGUCACUGGGAGCACCUUCAGCAGAAGUUCAGAAGAUGAAGAAUUUAUUGUGGAAAUUCUGGGACCUGGACAUAAGUGCAAAAGAAUAUGCCUAUCUUAAAGGAAUUAUUCUUUUUAAUUCUGGAUGCCAUGUCCUAAAAUGUCUCCCCUAUGUACAAACACUGCAGCAGGAAGCUCAGCAAGCCUUGAUGGAAUUUAUCUCAAUGAUGUUCAACAGAAACCUAGGCAGGUUUGCUUGGAUUCUGCAACUAAUCGCCUCUCUUCAGGACAUUGAUACAGAUGCUAUUGAAGAGCUCUUCUUCAGGCCCAUCCUAGGAGAGGCCACCCUGAAUGUAUUACUUCUAGAAACCCUAUAUAUCAAGCCAGACUGGCUUUGA